AUGGUUCCUCCGGGGAGAUGGGCAAUCGUGAAACCCAAGGGUCUUACUGUCGCGCCUCAAGCCCUUGUUUUGUCCCAUGCCUCACAUGAGGCUCCUACUACUGAUAUUGUUGUCACAUCUCAGAAUCAUGCGACAGCCCCAAAAUAUGUCAGUAUGUGGAGAGCUUUGGCCCCUGAAGGCAGCAGAUCACAAGCCCAACUUGAACCCCAGCAUAUGGGCUCAGUGCCCAUUAUUGAAGAAAUGUGUGACCUAGGGAACUCAGGCCCAACAAAGGACGAGCAAGUCUAUAAGGCUCUAGUUAUGAAAGGCAAAAGGAAGCUAAUGGCUGAAGGUAGGCCUGCUCAUAACUUUAAAAAGACUAAAGCUAGCUUCUGCCCUAGCCUUGGUGUUUCACUUCGCUUUUUGAAUAGAGGAAGGAGUGGAGGUCAGGCAAAGAGUAAAGGAGGAAAAUCCAAAAUCAAAGCUAGGAAUGAAACAGCUCGACCUGAGCUAGUUGCAUCUGUCUCUGGGCUGUGUGAUGUGGUGGUUAGCCCGUCGAAGGAAAUGGAGGAAGUGGAAAGGCAUCUAAACAAGAUGAACCCUGUGGAGCGAAAGAAACUCCAAGGCUGUGGUGGCUGGCCUUCAACAGCCACAAGGUGGCUUAAGCUUAUGGUGGGAACCUUGGAUGAAUAUUGGAUUGAUACUAGCAUCAGGUCUGAGUCGGAGCAUAUUUGUGGGCGUUUUUCAUGGAUUUAUGGUACUCCGUAUAGUGCUGAAAAGAUCGAAUUUUGGGAAGCUAUUGAUGAUUGGGAACGCAAAGACCAGAUUCCUUGGGUUGUUUGUGGUGAUAUGAAUGAAGUUGCAUAG
This is a messenger RNA of Prunus armeniaca (apricot), 846 nucleotides long. NCBI's taxonomy places the organism in Eukaryota, Viridiplantae, Streptophyta, Magnoliopsida, Rosales, Rosaceae. The record is from the annotation of a GenBank genome assembly.